AUGGGCAGGACCAUUUUCUCCCUAGAGGGCGAUACAGUGCCCAUUACACAACGUCUUAUACACAGAUACCAGGAGGUAAUAUUGGGCGCGUUCCAAGUAGGAGAUGACGGUAAUUUCCCCCGCGCAGGGGAGAACUCUGAAACCACAGGAACAUUAAGGGCGAGUUGGAAUAAGUUGUGUCAUUUUGCACGAAGACUAGUUAGUCGUGAGACCUAUGAGAGGAACUUGCUCAUCGAGAAGCUAAGUCAUGAAAAGCAACACGCUACGUCGUACGAUGAAUGGCUUAGUGCUGCAUUGCGGCUCGACGAAUUAACUCGUACGGAAGAUUGGAAGUACAAGGAUGAAACGACGCUUUACGACUACAAACUCGUGCGGGCGCACACGCUCAUGAUGCGUGAGGCUCGCGAAAAAAGGGACUAUGCGCAGUUGCUCUACUUGAUUCGGACCACCUGGGUGCGUAGUCUUGGGAACAUGGGCAACGUGAAUUUGUAUCGACACUCACACGUGGGCACUAAGAACAUUAUUGAAGAGUACAUGCAGGAGUCUGUAAGCGCACUAAAGGAUCUCGUGGCGAACUCCGACCUCGACGACAGCUAUUUGCUGGGUAUGCUUGUGCAGACGCGUAAAAACAUAGGUCGCACAGCGCUAGUGCUCAGCGGAGGCGGCACUUUUGGGCUUUUCCAUAUUGGAGUUUUAUCUACGCUGCUCGAGCAGGAUCUGCUCCCGAGGGUUAUCAGUGGUAGCAGUGCAGGAGCCAUUGUGGCAAGCAUCUUGUGCUCGCGUCACAAACGUGAGAUCGUGCCUCUCAUCGAGGGUGUGCUGGAAAAAGAUUUCAACAUUUUUCAGGACGACUCUGAGAAAACCCAGAGCGAGAAUCUACUUAUCAAGGUGUCUCGUUUCUUCAAAAACGGUACUUGGUUUGAUAACAAGCAUUUGGUGAAAACUAUGAUCGAUUUUUUGGGGGAUCUGACAUUUCGCGAGGCUUAUAACAGAACCGGAAAGCUACUGAAUAUCACUGUUUCCCCAGCAUCUGUAUACGAACAGCCAUCUUUGCUUAACAAUCUUACGGCACCAAACGUGCUGAUCUGGUCCGCUGUUUGUGCUUCUUGUUCCUUGCCCGGAAUUUUUCCCUCCACACCUCUGUACGAAAAGGAUCCCAAAACUGGAGAGGCACGAGAGUGGAACAGCAGCACUGUAAAAUUUGUCGACGGUUCAGUAGACAACGAUUUGCCCAUUUCUAGGCUGUCUGAGAUGUUUAAUGUCGAUCACAUCAUAGCCUGUCAGGUCAACAUCCACGUUUUCCCGUUCCUGAAGAUGUCAGUAUCUUGUGUGGGAGGUGAAAUUGAAGAUGAGUUCAGCGCUCGCUUAAGGCAAAACCUGAGUUCAGUCUACGAGUUUCUUGUGAAUGAAAUUAUUCACGUUUUGGAACUCGGUACGGAACUUGGUUUGGCUACGAACUUUUUAACAAAGUUUCGCUCGAUACUUUCUCAACAGUACUCAGGAGAUAUUACCAUUCUUCCUGAGAUUGGAAUGCUUUUUAGAAUGAAUGAACUUUUAGCAAAUCCUUCCAAAGAGUUUUUAUUGAGAGAAACUGUUAAUGGUGCUCGCGCCACAUGGCCCAAAAUCUCAAUUAUAAAGAAUCAUUGUCUGCAAGAAUUUGAACUAGACAAAGCCAUCUCGAUCCUCAAGGGGAAAAUCAUUUCAAGUCCUUUGUUCACAACAAAAAAUUCCAUGCAGUUCACGGAUUUGUCAAUAUCCUUGGUUAACACUCCAGAAAUGCUCACUAAUGACAUUCAUGUACCUAACGUGUUGGAUGAUACUAUUUUGAAUCCACAAGCCACCGAUGGGCUCUUAGUUGUGCCAGACCAGAACCGCCGUCCUCAUUCUUUCGGAAGGACCAGUAUCUCAAUAGCAGAAGGCGCCAAGCCCACUCAUCAUGUUCGCAGGAAAUCAGACUCGUAUACCAGAGGAAAAUUGUCUUUGAGGGAAAGUCCAUUUUAUGGUACGCGGAAUGGCUCCCAUAUAUCCAAUAAGAUUUUACCUACGGUUAUGGGAUAUAGCCCAAAACUUGACCGCAAGCGAAGCAUGGUUCAUUUGAGCCACACUCCCGAGAAGAGUUUCAAGAUCGACACUACAAAACAUAGCAGCAGUUUCACUGCUCUCCAGAGACAGGAAUCAUCCAGAAACAAGGAUGGCGACCCUUCAGCCAACUCGAAUCCUCCGUCGCCACUUUCAGCACCUGUGGCCAUAUCUGAUACUGGCGCACGCCGUGGAUCUAUCUCUUCCUUUGAAUCUCCUUCAAAACCUCCCCACCGUCGCGGGUCCAAAAAUGUCCAUAGGCGUCAAUCUAUAUCAUCAAGAUCGAUUCAACCCCAUCCCAUCAAGCCUAAUCCUCAUCUGGCUACCAACGGCAAGAAUAAAAAGUCGUUGUUGAAAGAUGACAGUAAUUCACUGCCGACCGUCAGGGGGUCAGCUCCAGAUGCGGGUGAUGGUAAUCGCAACUCUAUCAGCACUUCUUCAGGUAAGAAGGACGAUUGA
Lachancea mirantina is the source of this 2538-nucleotide messenger RNA. NCBI's taxonomy places the organism in Eukaryota, Fungi, Ascomycota, Saccharomycetes, Saccharomycetales, Saccharomycetaceae. The record is from the annotation of a GenBank genome assembly.